This is a messenger RNA of Macadamia integrifolia, 1305 nucleotides long. RefSeq lists its product as uncharacterized. NCBI's taxonomy places the organism in Eukaryota, Viridiplantae, Streptophyta, Magnoliopsida, Proteales, Proteaceae. Gene Ontology annotation, biological process: vacuolar proton-transporting V-type ATPase complex assembly. The transcript has 7 exons. The record is from RefSeq and is a predicted model, not a curated record. Gene Ontology annotation, cellular component: endomembrane system. Bases 250 to 867 code for a protein of 205 amino acids.
AAAAAUAAAAAAAAUCCAUCUUCCCAAAAGCUUUAACCGUUUAAGCUCGAAAACGCUUAUCGGUCAUAUUUCCUUUGCCAACGACCAUCUUCAAUCCCGAUCACCGAUCAACGUGUAACGAUUCAUUGACUCGUGUAACCAUCGUCAACUCCGAUCGUUGCAAGCCCAAAAAAAUGCUUCCAGGAAUGCAAUAAGAGUUGCCCGCCCGUUAUCAAAAACUAGACCGUCUGUUGUGAGAACAAGAAAAUCAUGAUGGAUGGCAGUUUGAACUCCGGUGGCCUUGUGAUAUCCAACAAUGAAACAAUCCAUUCUUACCUUCGUUCAGUCUCUGAAGAUCAAAGUCUCUCUGAUGACCUUCGACAGACUGCUUUGAACCUCUUGUCCAAGUCCUCCAUUCCAUACAAAUCCCUCAGGCUUCUCUGGUUUGCAUCUGCCUCUGCCACCAGGCCGAAGCUUCUCGAUCUCUUAUGGGGCUCUGAUUUUGUCUUUUCCAGCCCUAAACCUAGGGAGAAGAGCGAGGAGUUAAAAGCCAGAUUGAAGAAGCUUGAAGAUUUGGCAGAACGAAAGGCAUAUAAAGAACUUGUUAAAGAUAUAACACCGAGGAAGGAUACCGAUGAACCUUUCUCAUCUUACAAAGAUCAGUUAGGAUUUGGUCUACAUGUUGCACUGACAAUGUUUACUGGGUUUUUGGUUGGAUAUGCUGCAUUCAGAGCUAUGUUCAAUCGCAGCCCCGCGAUGAGCGCUGCUGGGGGUGUCCUUGGAUUGGUCUUUGGUAUGCUCAUGGAAACACUUCUUUUCAUUAUUAGAACCUCAAGUCCUGAUAUUCGAUCAACAUCUUCCACUUCAAAGUUAAAGAAGAAUCAAUAGCAUUUUGGUUUAAGGAGUUAAUUAAACUAUUGCACCUCUCUGUCCAUCCUUUGAACACUAACGGGGCCAGUCAAGUACAUCAAGGUGCAAUUAGUGAUUUGAACUGUUGGUAAUGCUGCAGCAUUUAGCCAAAAAUUUUGAGAUGUGCAGUAAAUGAAUCAUUUUGUUUGUUGAUGGGAGAGAGGUCAAGAUUUCCUCAAGCUUACAUAUGAAGACUUUGUGAUUCGGGUGGAGCUCCUCGUAAGCAGAAUAUUCCUGUAAGGACGUGGCUUUUGUUAAUCGCCAGUUAUGAAUAUCUUACUAGAACUUCAUAAUGUUCUUUACAAUAAUGAUUGAUAACAGGGGUCCUUUUUUUUUUUUUUGGUCUGAGAUGCUCAGUAUGUACAUUGAAAAAGCUUUCAUGUGGGAUAUAUACAAGUGAUUCUGAGUUGCACAGUA